AGCCAAGAGUCUAUAAAAUUGAUGCAAAUGGAAGAUUAUCAGGGCCUACCUCUUUGCCCACGUCGUAUUUAAUGAAGUGUUUCCACGAACCUCGCCGUGAUACUGUAGAACAUCUCCAGUCACAACAGUAUGAAGUCCAAGAACAUGUCCAUGCAAGGCGGAGGGUACUACAAUGAAAGUUGUACCCUCCAAGGCCUGGCCAUUGAUAAGGCAUUAUCACUUCUUGAGACUCUUGAAUCUAAAGGGAAAACCACCACUCUCGCUGAUUAUGGUUCCUCUGAGGGCAAGAAUACGAUCCGCCUUCUUUCCAACUAUCUCUCCAACUUGCCCGGUCUUGCAUCUGCAACUCUGGUAUUCAACGACACCCCAUUCAACGACUUUUCCAGCCUUUCAAGAACCAUUGAUACAAACUGGUCAUUCCUUUCAAAAGAUGGCAAACUGUCAAUUAGUCCUCUGAUAGUUCCCAAGUCCUUUUUUGGACAGGUGCUGCCUGAUGGCUUCGUCGAUGCAGGGUUCUCCUUCACAGCACUUCACUGGCUGCAGCACAUACCGUCUUCAUUUGAGACUUCAGACCUGGCUGAGUACGUUCAUAAAGACCUUGUGUCGUUUUUAUCGGCUCGUCACAGAGAGAUUCGACACAGUGGCACCUUGACGCUUUGCAUUCCCUGCCAUGGCCAAAUCGGGGCUGGUCCUGCAGUCGCUUGUCUGCAGGCUAGUAUUCAUCGCCUCGCAAGUACCUAUCAUCUCGAUCCCUCCUUCACAGUACGCUUACCGCUCUACUCCCGUUCAAUGGAAGAGAUACUGUCUUCCAUCAAUGCCGAACAAGGAAAAUGGGUCGUCAAAUCUCACGUAGCAGUCCCAAUCAUGCACCCUUCAUGGUCUUCAGCCGUCUUGGAUAAGGACGCUGCUGAUAUGGCAGCCAGAGUCAGGUAUGCUGCUGGGAUUACUGGCUUCACAACUGCAGCAUGCUCUCGAUUCUUGACGGAUGAGAUGGGCGCCUACCCCAGGAAAAGACACCUUGAUGAAUCUGCCUUACGAUCAGGGGUUCUUGCAGAGCCAACAUUUCUCGAGGACUUGUCAGCUUGCUUCAAGGAUGAGUUUCUUCGCUCGUAUAUCACAGAAGAUGUCGCCUUUACCUAUGCGUUUGUGCAGCUCGAGGGAUUAUGA
This is a messenger RNA of Fusarium redolens, 1167 nucleotides long. RefSeq names its product S-adenosyl-L-methionine-dependent methyltransferase. Lineage: Eukaryota; Fungi; Ascomycota; Sordariomycetes; Hypocreales; Nectriaceae. The record is from RefSeq and is a predicted model, not a curated record. Bases 130 to 1167 code for a protein of 345 amino acids. Gene Ontology annotation, biological process: methylation. Gene Ontology annotation, molecular function: electron transfer activity; heme binding; S-adenosylmethionine-dependent methyltransferase activity. The transcript has 3 exons.